AUGGAGGAGGAUCUGAGGCUGUGCACCGUGAAGCCAUGUAACGAGAUCGAGCGGCGAUUCUGCUUCGAGGUCGUCUCUCCUACCAAGUACACUCCCUACAGGUACUCGCCCUACAGGUACUCACCCUACAGGUACUCACCCUACAGGUACUCAACCUACAGGUACUCACCCUACAGGUACUCACCCUACAGGUACACUCCCUACAGGUACUCUCCCUACAUGUACUCUCCCUACAGGUACACUCCCUACAGGUACUCUCCCUACAGGUACUCACCCUACAGGUACACUCUCUACAGGUACUCGCCCUACAGGUACACUCCCUACAGGUACUCACCCUACUGGUACACUCCCUACAGGUACUCUCCCUACAUGUACUCGCCCUACAUGUACACUCCCUACAGGUACACUCCCUAUAGGUACACUCCCUACAGGUACUCUCCCUACAUGUACACUCCCUACAGGUACUCUCCCUACAGGUACUCACCCUACAGGUACACUCCCUACAGGUACUCGCCCUACAGGUACACUCCCUACAGGUACUCGCCCUACAGGUACACUCCCUACAGGUACUCACCCUACAGGUACACUCCCUACAGGUACACUCCCUACAGGUACACUCCCUACAG
Molecule: messenger RNA, 626 nt
Organism: Priapulus caudatus
Lineage: Eukaryota; Metazoa; Priapulida; Priapulimorpha; Priapulimorphida; Priapulidae
Product: leucine-rich repeat extensin-like protein 1
Exons: 2
Source: RefSeq, a predicted model, not a curated record